This is a messenger RNA of Penicillium hordei, 726 nucleotides long. RefSeq lists its product as uncharacterized. The record is from RefSeq and is a predicted model, not a curated record. Bases 1 to 726 code for a protein of 241 amino acids. NCBI's taxonomy places the organism in Eukaryota, Fungi, Ascomycota, Eurotiomycetes, Eurotiales, Aspergillaceae. The transcript is spliced from 2 exons.
AUGACUGCAGCAGUGAUUACAGUUGUGUUUAUCAUGUGUCAAAUACCGCUUUUCCCGGCCUCUGCAAAAGUUUCUGCCACUCCGUCGUUAACUUCCGGCAACACAGCCUUCCGCCUCUUUUGCACAGAAUCUACAGCAGCAGAGUGUGGGACGUAUACAUGGGGAGGAGAAGACUUCACGGACUACCACUGUUACAGCACUCCAUUUAUAUAUGGCGUAUACACUACGGCAACAUUCGGAACGCCAGUGAAUGGAUCAGUUACUAAGGUGACUCAAUAUGUUACAAAAAUAGGUGAUGAGAUGAUGAACACCUACUCCUCUUCAUUCGACGUGUCGACCUCAGCUCAAGCGACGACCACGACUGCACAUACACACGCUGGCAAUUCUGGCAAAUCCCAUUCAUCGAGGCCUUCAGGCACAAUUGCAGGUGGUGUUGUUGGGGCCGUUGCAGGCUGUGCUUUUAUUGGAGCCUGUGUCAUUCUAUUUUUGAGAAAAAAGAAGAAAACUCGCCAGCAAGACCAGUCGAACGAACUAGGACAAAAUGGGUAUCAGUCUGUCCCAGAAGACCAGUCUAGUCAAAACGAUCGGAAAUUACAUGCGGAGGUCGAGGCAAAUGACCCAUGUCAGAAGAUUGCGGAGAUCCCUGGAGAUAGCGCUCACAAUGUACCCCAUGAAGUUGACUCAAAGACCUUAAUUGCCGAGUUACCUGACAACAUCAAAAGGUGA